ACUUAUUCCCGCUUUUCCUUGGCAAUCCAUUCACUAAAGCUGCGUCGUUUGGGUUUUGUCUUGCAAAAUUCUCCACUCCUGGAGUAGUAAAGCUGUACCACUUCCCUCACGGAUUUCCAUUUCUCACAGUAAAUAAAAAAAAAAUGAGCUCCGACGACCCGAACCAACCCGGUCUCGUGAUAACUGUGACCGAAUCCAUUCGCUUGUUUCUUCUCGCAGCCUCCAAUGACCGUCGUCUCUCUGAAGAACUCCGAGAACUCGCUCUCACUCUUUCCUCAGCAGCCAAUGCACCGUACAAGCAGAUCCGAAGCAUAUGGAUGGAAUCAGCUUUUGACACCAGGCCCGAAUUGAUUUCUCUCUUCUCCGGAUCUAAUUUCGUUUUCACCAGUCCAAAACCCAGAGAGAAGAGCGAAGAAUUAAAGGAGAGAUUAAGGAAGCUUAAAGAACUAGCAGAGAGGAAAGAGUAUCAAGAGCUUGUUAAAGAUAUCACGCCGAAGAAGGAUCUCAAUGAACCUUUCUCUACUUAUAAGGAUCAAAUUGGCUUUGGUUUACAUGUUGCUCUGACAAUGUUUACUGGGUAUUUGGUUGGUUAUUUUGCAUUCAGGGCGUUGUUUAACCACAGUCCUAUCAUGAAUUCUGCUGGAGGUAUUCUUGGAUUGGUUUUUGGCAUGCUUCUUGAAACUUUUUUGUUCAUUAUUAGGACUUCAGAGCCUAACCUUAAAUCGCUGUCCUCAACUUCGAGAUUGAAGAAAAAUCAAUAGAGUAGCUAAGAAGAGUAAUUGGCAUGAAUACAGUCAUCCCCAAAAUGUAUGUGGUUCCUUUUAAUUCCUUCCAGAUUUGACUCCAAGAGUGAGAAAGACUGUCUAAGCCCCCAAAACAAGGUAUGUUCACUCAAAUUUGCUACUGGAAUCCAUUUCUUUAGAUAGAAAUCUAUGAUGUAUAUUUCGGACCUAGUGUUCUUAGCUCGGUCACCUUUACAAAAGUUAGACCUUAUCCUUGUCUUAGAUGGAAUGAUGGUAGACUAGAUUGUGACAUUGUUAAUAGAAACUAUAAUUUUUGGUCCUUGAAUUUGACAGCUAGAUUUAUUUUGGUAUCUAUAUCUUUUUUUUUUUUCAUUUUGGCAUUUGAACUUGAUAGCUAGAUCCAUUUUGGCUCUUAAAUUAGAAAAAAAUAAAAGUUUGAUGAUGCAGAACUCUGAGAUUGAGCCACAUCAUCACUUGAAAAUUAAAAAAAUUAUAUAAAUAUUUAGGUGAUGACAUGGUACAAUUUUAAAGUAUCACAUUUAGUAUUUAAUAAAUCGUACUAAUGGAUGAACAAGUUAGACCACUGAUACUUGAUUUAACCAAUUCGACUGGUUUGACUGCCGGGCCAACAAUAAUUAAAUAAAUAAUUAAAAUUUAUAAAAAUCUAAAAAAAUAUUAAAUUGGUUCAAGCUAUUCAAUUGUCGAUCCUUGUCUUGAUUUUCUAUUUUUACCAAUUUCAAUAAGUUUUUGAGUCAACCAGUUCAACCUUUUUGUUCGGACCGUUAUAUCGAUCGGUUCUUGAUAUAUCCAAUUUGGUCCUAUUCCAGUAACAUUGGUCACAUUUUCAAAUCUUGACAAAAUUCAAGUUUAUUGAUUAAAAUGGAUCUAGUUGUCAAGUUGAGUGAUCAAAGUGAGAAAAAAAUAUAUAUCAAAGUAGAUUUAAUUGUCAUGAUUAGAAGUCAAAUUUUAUAUUAUCAGUAAUGUGGGAUAGCCUUAUGCUUAUAGUCCGGCAAGCUUUAGCUCAAACUCUAUAUGGGCUAAGCUUUGCCUUGAUGAUAAAUUGUUUUGUAAUUUGGUUCUGGGCUUUUAAGUCCAUAGUCUUUAUUUAGGGUAACGAUUGUAAAGGAGAAGACUGAAUUCACAGGAAAAAUAAAUAUAGGAACAAGGGGAAGAGGAUAAUAAAUCCCAAAAGGUUAGUAUAUC
This is a messenger RNA of Gossypium arboreum, 1946 nucleotides long. RefSeq lists its product as uncharacterized. Lineage: Eukaryota; Viridiplantae; Streptophyta; Magnoliopsida; Malvales; Malvaceae. The coding region runs from base 144 to 761 and encodes 205 amino acids. The record is from RefSeq and is a predicted model, not a curated record. Gene Ontology annotation, biological process: vacuolar proton-transporting V-type ATPase complex assembly. The transcript is spliced from 5 exons. Gene Ontology annotation, cellular component: endomembrane system.